Molecule: messenger RNA, 825 nt
Organism: Orbilia oligospora ATCC 24927
Lineage: Eukaryota; Fungi; Ascomycota; Orbiliomycetes; Orbiliales; Orbiliaceae
Exons: 1
Coding region: 1-825 (274 amino acids)
Source: RefSeq, a predicted model, not a curated record
AUGCCUCGAAUACGCUCCAUCCUAAGUCGUUUAAUCAAACGAACUUCCAAAAGGGAUACAACCAUAGAUGGAAAUGCACCUACAGCUACACCUAUAGAGCCCAGAGCCAUGCACAGACUCUUCAAUGUCAUGGAACUCGUCGAAAACAUCCUCUUUCAGCAUGCCUGUGGCGAUGAGGAUGCUCGAAAACACGUCAUUACUAGUUGCAGGCUAGUCAACAGUUCCUGGAACGAUCUCAUCUCUCAAUCCCCAGCGGUUCGUAGCCUAACUUGGCAAUACACUCUAUAUUCCAAAGGAAAACGAGUCACCCCUCACACCCCAUUCGCGUCACUCGAACGCUACGUUAGCGACAAAUGGCAGCUCCUACAAUGCAACCUCUCUUACAUUAGACGAAAUGGAACCGGCGGUGAACCCUACGAUGUAGUAGCCAGACGGAUUGUUGGCAUGUACUUCAAACCAGCGACGGACCUCAGCCCGACAGUCGACUCUCCAAUCUUUGAGCCAAAUUCAAAGAUACAAUUCCUCAAGGUUACGAUAUAUGGGUAUAACAAUGGCCGCACUAUCUUUUUGAAAAAUGGGAAACUUCGAGGGAAGGGUAAUCUUACUAUUUCUCGACUCGACGGAAUAAUCCAUGACGCUCUCUUGGUUGAUGGGUAUGAUCUGACAACUCCAAGCCCGAGGAUUUGUAUCCAGCUUUUUUGGACGCCUCCGAUUCCUGGUUUAUCGAGUGAAAGGAACAUAAAUGGUCACCGAAAACCCCAUUCAAUCAGCUGCACGGUUAUUGUGGUGCAGGUGCAGAAUACUCGCGUUUAUAAUUUUAAAUGA